AUGCCCCCAAACUCCAAGAGUAAGAGAAGAAAGAACAAAUCCAAGCAACACAACAAGAAAAAUGGCAACUCUGAUCCUGAACAAAGUAUAAAUCCUACACAGCUAGUACCUCGAAUGGAGCCAGAGUUGUAUCAUACAGAAUCGGAUUACCCAACUUCAAGAGUAAUAAAAAGAGCGCCCAAUGGCGAUGUCAUCGUGGAACCAAUAAAUACAGACGAUGAUAAGAAAGAACGUACGGCGAACUUGACUCAUAAUAAGGAUAGUAUGGAUUCUGCUUCUUCCUUAGCUUUUACUCUAGAUUCUCACUGGGAAUCAUUAUCGCCAGAAGAAAAGAAAACUAUUCUACGAAUCGAAAAGGAGGAAGUAUUUAAUGUCAUAAGGAAUUACCAGGACGAUCAUAGUUGUAGUUGCUCUGUUUGUGGACGCCGCCAUUUAGCAAUGGAUCAAGAAAUGGAGCGUAUAUACAAUACACUUUAUGCCAUGGAUAAGGAUAAAGACCCUGAAACCAAUCCUAUCAAAUUCCACUUAGGCAUAAUAAAGGAGCUACAGAUUUCCAAAAAUCAACAGCAAAAUGAUUUAUCUUCUACAAAGGGCGAAGUUGUAAAAAAUUUCCUUUCGUCAAGUACAGUUGGCUCUUUGAAAGAGGAAGUGCUGCAUUUCAAACAAAAGCAACUUUCAAAACAAGAACAAGCGCAUAAUGAAACGGCGGAUAAUACCUCAUUACUUGAAGAAAAUUUGAACAAUAUACACAUCAACAAAACUUCUAGUGAAAUUUCCGCAAAUUUCAAUUCUGUGAGCGAUGAAGAGUUGCAACAAAAAUAUUCCAACUUCACAAAAACGUUUAUUUCAUCACAUCCCAAAAUAGCAGAGGAGUAUGUACAAAAAAUGAUGAUGUAUCCGAAUAUUAGAGCACUGACUGAUGACUUAAUGAAUAGUAACGGGCAAGGAUUUCUUAAUGCAAUCGAAGACUUUGUGCGAGAUGGCCAGAUACAAGCAUCGAAAAAAGACGACAGCAUCACUGAAGAUGAAGCAUCUAGUACAGAUUUGACUGAUCCAAAGGAGUUUACCACAAUGCUGCAUAGUGGAAAACCACUUACAGAAGAUGAGUAUGCCGACCUCCAGCGCAACAUUGCUGAAAGGAUGACUAAUGCGUACGAUACCGCAAGUAAGAAAUUCAAAGAUGUGUCACAAUUAGAGAAGGAGCUAUUUACACGAUUCAUGUCGGGGAGAGACAAAAAAUCUUUCAGAGAGUUGAUAAUUCAAUCCUUUAAAAAUAAAUUUGAUGGGGAAUUAGGUCCAUCCGUUCUAGCAGCCACUUUAAGCUCGUGCUUUUCAUCUCAAUCGAAGGAUACUUCGUUAGAUACUGAUUCUAUAUAUGAAGAUGAAGAUGAGGAAGACUAUGAUGACUAUUCAGAAUAUGCUGAAGAUAGCGAAGAGGUUUCUGAGUAUGAAGGAAUAGAGGCAGUCGAAAAACCAGAGCAUGAUGAAAAAAGCAACGGGAUACGUGAAACAUUACAUUUAAGUUAUGACCACGAUCAUAAACGACAGAACCACCCUCACCAUCACUACCAUAGUACCAGUACCCACAGCGAAGAUGAACUGAGUGAAGAAGAGUAUAUUUCCGAUAUAGAAUUACCGCAUGAUCCUCAUAAGCACUUUCACCGCGAUGAUGAUAUAUUAGAUGGGGAUGAAGAUGAGCCAGAGGAAGAGGAUGAAAAUGAAGGCGAUGACGAAGAAGAUACUUAUGACAGCGGUCUUGAUGAAACUGACCGUUUAGAAGAAGGUCGGAAAUUGAUUCAGAUAGCCAUUACAAAGUUGCUUCAAAGUCGAAUAAUGGCUUCUUAUCAUGAGAAACAGGCAGAUAAUAACAGACUAAAACUUCUACAAGAACUAGAAGAAGAAAAAAGAAAGAAAAGAGAGAAGGAAGAAAAAAAGCAGAAAAAAAGAGAAAAAGAGAAAGAAAAGAAGAGGCUGCAACAGUUAGCUAAAGAGGAAGAAAAACGAAAAAGGGAAGAAGAGAAAGAAAGGCUAAAGAAGGAAUUAGAAGAGCGUGAAAUGAGAAGACGAGAGGCUCAAAGGAAAAAGGUUGAAGAAGCCAAACGGAAGAAAGACGAGGAGAGAAAGCGUAGAUUGGAAGAGCAGCAGCGGAGAGAAGAAAUGCAAGAAAAACAACGGAAACAGAAAGAGGAACUAAAACGCAAGAGGGAAGAAGAAAAGAAACGUAUUAGAGAACAGAAAAGGCUAGAACAAGAAAAGCUACAGAAAGAAAAAGAAGAAGAAGAGAGACAAAGAUUAAUUGCAGAGGAUGCGCUAAGAAAACAGAAAUUAAACGAAGAACAAACAUCUGCGAACAUACUUUCCGCCAAACCUUUUACUGAGAAUGGAGUUGGCAACCCUGUUUCAUCUCAAUCACAUCCCAACAUGACUAACUACCAAGAGGAUAAUAGUUGCAGUAUCAACGAUGAAAUACUUAAAAUGGUUAAUAGCGUGGCUGCAUCCAAACCAGUUUCACCCACAGGCUUUAACGUUCAUGAUCUACUUCUUCCUUCAACUAACAACCAGAUGCCUGCUAUGGAACAAUCACACUUGCCACAGCCAGGUAAUCAAAACAACCAUUUUGGAACUACAACUAUUCCGAAUGCGUUAGACUUGGCUACAAAAUCUUCUUUACAGACUGAAAACAACUAUUUAAUGAACUCACAAACUCUGGAAAAUACAAGUCUAUUGAUGCAUAAUAAUUCAUCGCCAACUAAGCUAUUGCCAAAUGACUUUGGUUUAUCAUCUUGGGGUGGUCUGACAAAUACAAUGUCCAUAAAUCCUACAUGUAAACCACCGGUUAUUCAAACUUCAGAAAUGGAAUCACAAGCCCAUAAAUCUAGUCCUCAAGCUACAAUGCCAUCUUUUGGACUACCUAAUGGUGGUACUCACCGUAAAUCGUUUACCGACGAGUUGAACACUUUAACUAGCAUGCUUUCUUCUUCCGGGUUCGCAGAUACAUCACUUUCAUCAUCAGGAUUCCCCCCAUCACAGCGUUCUGUGUGGAAUGAUCAAAAAAGCUCAUUUUCGGGACCGUCGACUGCAGGAAACUUUAACAACAGCAGUAUACAAAGCGGUAUGCUGCUCGCACCUACAUUAGGAAGCGUUGAAUCGUUUCCAAAUCGAACUUCUAUCUGGGACAGCAGCACCACUCCGAUGAUGAAUAAAUCCGAGCUUUCCGGUCGCAAUAUAACUAGUACUGCGCAAGAUAGCCCUGCGUUCAUGGCAUCAAAUAUCUGGUCUAGUAACAGUCAAUACAAUUCACCAUAUUUGACUAGCAACGUCCUUCAAUCCCCUCAAAUUUCGAGUGGAGUGGAUGAAAGCCACAUUCUGGAUAGCAUCUACAAUACUUAUUUAGCUAUUUCCCCACAAGAUAGUUUAAACCCCUACAUUGCUAUCGGGACACUAUUCCAAAAUUUAGUAGGACUUAACUUGGAUUACUCGACGUUUAUCAACAAAUUGAUAAGCAUGCAAGGAGCCUACAAUUGCGAAUUCUUUACUGAUAACAAUGGAUCCAUUACCCACGUUCGAUUUGCGAGACAAACUCCCGCUGGCCACUCAAAGGGGUUGCUGAAUCAACUCUUUAGUGGAUUGAACGAUCCAACUGCUACACCAUUUACGUCAAGGCCUCAUACCUCCACAAGGGCUAGUUUUCCAAUUGCCUCUUCAACUACGCAAACGUCUUAA
This is a messenger RNA of Saccharomyces cerevisiae S288C, 3723 nucleotides long. RefSeq names its product Nst1p (gene NST1). The transcript has a single exon. The coding region runs from base 1 to 3723 and encodes 1240 amino acids. Lineage: Eukaryota; Fungi; Ascomycota; Saccharomycetes; Saccharomycetales; Saccharomycetaceae. Gene Ontology annotation, cellular component: cytoplasm. The record is from RefSeq and is marked reviewed.